Molecule: messenger RNA, 2220 nt
Organism: Lolium rigidum
Lineage: Eukaryota; Viridiplantae; Streptophyta; Magnoliopsida; Poales; Poaceae
Product: wall-associated receptor kinase 3-like
Exons: 4
Coding region: 1-2220 (739 amino acids)
Biological process (GO): cell surface receptor signaling pathway; protein phosphorylation
Cellular component (GO): plasma membrane
Molecular function (GO): protein serine/threonine kinase activity; polysaccharide binding; ATP binding
Source: RefSeq, a predicted model, not a curated record
AUGAAGCUGGGGCGUUCUCCUCUUCUUCUCUCAGCUGGCCAUCUUUUUCUCUGCCUUACGGCGAUUUGGGUACUGACCACCGCCGAUUUAGCGGCAGGCCAGCGUCCCGGCUGCCCGGCAAAGUGCGGCGACGUCGACAUCACGUUCCCGUUUGGCAUCGGCGAUGAGUGCGCGUUGCACAGCGGCUUUGGCCUCAGCUGCACUACCGUCAACGGCACCACGAAGCCAUAUGCGGGGACUAUCGAGGUGACCAAGAUCUCCGUGCCAGAGAGCAAGGCCUGGCUGAACACGUGGGUCUCCUCGCAGUGCUAUUUCCCAUCUAACGGGACGAACUACCUUAAUGCAUGGUUGAACCUCAGCGAUACACCUUUCUGGAUAUCUGAAGUGGAUAACGCAAUUAUCGUCAUCGGGUGCAAUACUCUUGCUUAUAUGACAAGCUCUUCUUAUGUAAUAGGUUGCUCUGCGACAUGCACCGACGUCACCCUCGAGAAUGGCCUAUGCUCUGGUGCCGGCUGCUGCCAAGCCGAUGUCCCGAAAGACAUUUCGUAUUAUCGUGGCUAUUUCAACGAAAACUAUAACACCACAAACAUAUGGCAAGACAGUCCUUGCAGCUACAUAGUAGUAAUGGAAAAGGCUGCUUUCAGUUUCAACACCAGCUAUGUCAAAUCGACAGUGUUUUAUGAUACAUACCAGGAUACAGUUCCAAUAGCCUUGAACUGGCAAAUACGGCCGUGGUCUUGCGAGGUAGCACGGAAGAACAUGAGUUCCUAUGCAUGUAUCAGCAAGGAUAGCGAAUGCGUUGAUACCACCCACGGCAAAGAGAAAGGUUACCGCUGCAAUUGCUCCCGUGGAUACAAAGGCAACCCUUACAUCAUGGGUGGAUGCCAAGAUAUUGAUGAGUGCCAUGCGAAUUACAAUCCUUGCGGCAUUGAGAUCUGCCAGAACACGCCGGGGAAUUUCAGCUGCUCAUGCCGCCCAGGAUAUUAUAUGACGAAUGGCGUUUGCGUACCAAUUCAAAAGCGUUCCCGUUUUCGGCCUAUGCCUGUUGUUGGUGCAAGUAUUGGUUUGGUUGUCCUUGUGAUUGUUGUAGCUUGUGCAUGCUUGAUCCAAGCGAGAAGGAGGCUACGGAAAAUGAAACAGACCUACUUUCGGCAGCACGGUGGCCUGAUGCUAUUUAACGAGAUGAAGUCAAAAGAGGGCAAUGCAUUCAAAAUAUUCACUGAGGAAGAACUGCAGCAGGGGACAAACAACUUCAGCGAAAAACAAGUCCUGGGUCACGGAGGCCAUGGAACCGUUUACAAGGGACUUCUCAGGGGCAAUGUGGAAGUAGCGGUCAAGAAAUGCAUGACGAUCGACGAGCAACACAAGAAAGAGUUUGGUAAAGAGAUGGUAAUCCUAUCCCAGAUCAACCACAAAAACAUCGUGAAGCUCCUCGGGUGUUGCCUCGAAGUGGAAGUCCCCAUGCUGGUGUACGAAUUCGUCCCAAAUGGUACGCUCUUCCAUCUCAUCCACGGCAACCAUGGCCGGUCUAUCUCGUUAGCUACUCGCUUGAGGAUCGCCAUCGAGUCCGCCGACGCCCUCACCUACCUUCACUCUUCGGCUUCAACACCAAUUUUACAUGGAGACGUCAAGUCCCCCAACAUCCUCCUCGACGGCAACCACAGUGCUAAAGUCUCUGACUUUGGCGCCUCAAUCAUGGCACCAACUGAUGAGUCACAGUUUGUCACACUUGUACAAGGGACAUGUGAGUACCUCGACCCAGAAUACAUGCAAACAUGUUAUUUGACAGAUAAGAGCGACGUGUACAGCUUUGGGGUUGUUCUUGUGGAGCUUCUCACUGGGAAAAUUCCGUUCAAUCUUGAUGCCCCAGAGAAAGAGAAGAGUUUAGCAAUGAUGUUUAUGUCUGCAAUGAAGGAGAAUAGGCUGGCUGACAUAUUGGAUGACCAGGUCAAGGGUGAAGACAACAUGGUGAUUCUUGAAGAGAUUGCAGAGCUAGCAAAGCACUGCUUGGAUAUGUCUGGUAAUAACAGGCCCUCGAUGAAAGAGGUUACAGAGAAGCUUGACGGACUGAUGAAGGUGAUUCAGCAUCCGUGGGCACCACAAGACCCGGAAGAGAUGGAAGGCUUGCUUUCUGAGCCUAUGGACAACUCUGCGAUUGGGAGUGCUGGAUUUUUCAGCAUCGAGAAGAAAGCUAUUAAUGCAAUGCAGUCAGGUCGCUAA